Molecule: messenger RNA, 1827 nt
Organism: Ilyonectria robusta
Lineage: Eukaryota; Fungi; Ascomycota; Sordariomycetes; Hypocreales; Nectriaceae
Product: CHAT domain-containing protein
Exons: 4
Coding region: 1-1827 (608 amino acids)
Molecular function (GO): protein binding
Source: RefSeq, a predicted model, not a curated record
AUGGCAGACCUAGAGGAAGCGAUCCGAGUAGGAAGAGAAAUCAUCGAUGCCACCCCGUCAGAUCAUCCGGACCGGGCUAGAUGGUUGAAUAACCUCGGAACUCAUCUAGGCGACAGAUACUCACGCACUGGAGCGAUGGCAGAUCUCGAGGAAGCUAUUAGAGUAGGACAAGAAGCCGUUGAUGCCACCUCUCUUGACCAUCCAGACCGGGUUAUUUUCCUGGACAACCUUGGACUCCGUCUAGGCGACAGAUAUUCACGCACAGGCGCAAUGGUAGACCUCGAGGAAGCCAUUCGCCUGGCGCGGGAAGCCAUCGAUGCCACCCCUCUUGACCAUCCGAACCGGAUUAUUUUCCUCGGCAACCUUGGACUCCGUCUAGGCGACAGAUACUCACGCACAGGCGCAAUGGCAGACCUCGAGGAAGCCAUCAAAGUAGGGCGAGAAGCCAUCGAUGCCACCCCGUCAGAUCAUCCGAACCGGGCUGGAUGGCUGAACAACCUCGGAAUUCGUCUAGGCGACAGAUACUCACGGACUGGAGCGAUGGCAGACCUCGAGGAAGCCAAGGAAUGCUUCCUCGCCGCCUUGCGUCACUCCGCCGCCGCUGUGGGCAACUCGGACAAGCGGCACCUCCUCUCCGCCGCUGUCGGACUGUCGUCGGACGCCGCAGCCAUUGCCCUUCAUGCCAACAGAGGCCCUGCUGCUGCUAUCGAACUGCUUGAGACUGGUCGUGGUGUCAUCGCCGGAGCUCUCUUCGAGCAAUCCGACAUUGCCGCUCUCGAACGCGCGCAUCCCGACCUGGCGCGUUCCUUUAUCGACCUGCGAGAUCAACUAGACGUGCCGCCGCUGGUGGACUCCCUCGCUACAGCUGAGCGCCCCACUGCGGCCGCAGAGACGGAAGGCGAUCGGCACCGCGAUGCUGGACCCCAGCUUGCCCGUCUUCUUGAGACAAUCCGUUCCAAGUCCGGUUUUGAGCGAUUCCUGCCCUCCGCAUCGGAAGCCGAUAUUCUGGAGGCUGCACGGCCCGGCCCGAUUGUCGUCCUAAAUGUGAGCUCGUAUCGCUGCGAUGCCUUGGUCAUUGAGCAGUCCGGCAUCCGACUGCUGGAGCUGCCACGCCUCUCCCGAGACGCCAUUAACGACCAUGUCCGGGAACUCAAAACUCUCGAUACGUUUGGAUGGCUCUGGGAUGACAUCGUCUGUCCUGUUCUUAAUGCUCUAGGCUUUACUGGGCCGCCGUCGGACAGUCAGUGGCCGCACCUGUGGUGGGUCCCCACUGGCACACUGACCCGGUUUCCACUCUAUGCGGCGGGACACCAUCUGAGGCGCACCGGCGAGACGGCGGUCGAUCAGGUCGUCUUAUCCUACGCCUCGUCCGUCAAGGCGAUCAUACAUAGUCGGCGACGGCCACAGCAAGCGCCGGCAGCCAAAGAGUCCCGAAAUGCCGUUGUCGUUGCCAUGCAGAACACGCCAAAACAGGAACCGCUCAAAUAUGCGAGCGACGAGGUUAAUGCUGUAGUGGCUGUGUGCGAGUCGAUGGGAUUGCCGCACGACCGGCCACGACCGCACAAGGCCGACGUGGCGUCGGCCUUGGAGGCCUGCAGGAUGUUCCACUUUGCCGGCCACGGCAGCACGCAUCCCACAGAACCGCUGCAGAGCCAGCUGCUCCUCGAUGACUGGGAUCGGGAGCCAUUCACGGUGGCGAGUCUCCUGGAGACCAAACUUACCUCGAAGCCGCCAUUCCUCGCCUACCUCUCGGCAUGUGGAACUGGUCAGAUCCUGACGGCUGGCGGGGUUCCGUCACGUGGUGGGCACGCUUUGGAGCGUCGAUGA